Messenger RNA from Vigna umbellata (rice bean), 632 nucleotides. RefSeq names its product MLP-like protein 43. Lineage: Eukaryota; Viridiplantae; Streptophyta; Magnoliopsida; Fabales; Fabaceae. Gene Ontology annotation, biological process: defense response. The record is from RefSeq and is a predicted model, not a curated record.
CUCACCAUCUUUCUCAUCUUGUUGUUUUCAUUUCUUUCUAUCUAUUGUUUCUUUCUCAUCACCAUGACACUUUUUGGCAAAAUCAUCACUGAAAUUGGGGUUCAUGCAACUGCUGAAAAGUGGUUCAACCUCUUCGCAACGCAACUGCAUGAGGUUCAAAACCUAACUGAUAGAGUUCAUGGAACCAGGCUGCACCAAGGUGAAGAUUGGCAUCACAAUGACUCCAUCAAGCACUGGACUUAUGUCAUAGAUGGUAAGGUUACAAGAUGCCAUGAGAGUAUUGAAUCCGUUGAUGAAGAGAAGAAAAGAAUCACGUACAAGAUAUUCGGUGAAGACAUCGAGCCGAGGUUUAAGGUUUUCAAAGUCAUAUUUGAAGCAAUUGAUAAGGAGAAUGAUGGUGGUAUCGUAAAAUGGACCAUUGAAUAUGAAAGGCUUGGUGAAGAAGUUGAUCCUCCUUAUGGCUACCUGGAGUACCUGCACAAAUGCACCAGAGACAUCGAUGUUCACCUCCUGAAGGCAUAGCUGCAACAACAAGAAAAGUAAUUAAGAGAAUAAAUAUUGGAGUUACUUGCCCUUAAAAUAAUGCUUGUGUGAUGAUGUUGGACUAGUGUUCUUAUCAUAUAGCUCUUCUG